AACACAAGAUACACUUACAAUUAGUGCACCAACCCAAAAAACCUCCCUCCCCCAUUUACACUCAUUCGCACAAAAUAGUUGUUUCUUUUUGUUAUUAAUAUUUCUGGUUCCUACAUUAUAUAUCAAUAUAGAUCAAUACAGUCUGCAGGGAUACAGUCCGUAAGCACACAUGAUUGUAUUUCUUUAUAACAAAAAAAAAAUACCAUAACCCCCCCCCCAAGCGUUGAUCGUUCCGCAGCUACAAAAAGGUUGGGGACCACUGCUGUAGAUGAUUUUGCCCACUUACAAUGAAAAUAACCAAAACAUUUGGUUUUUCAUGAGCUACUAGUAUUGUAUGUCUGUCCUGCUUUGGAUAUAAUUUGUACGCAUUUCAGAGAUCACAUUUAUUUCCCUUUAAAGGGGAACCGCACUUUUUUGGAAAUUUUGCCUAUUGUACACAAUCAUCAUGAGAGACAAGAAGACAAAAGUUUGUUUUUUUUGCUUUCUAACAUGUAAAAAUAAUCUCGUUCUAGGUAGCUAGCAAUGCAGCAAAUGGGAGCAAUCAAUUCUACCUCUAAAUCCCUUUAAAAAGGCAUUCAUAAAACGUCACCUAUACUUCAUUUACGUUCCGUAACCUGUAUAAUAACCAAACUGUAUCAACAUUGUUAUUGUAAAAGCGAACACUGAGGAACUGUCUUUGUAGCGUAGUAACACAUCGGCGUGCUUCAGUAUUAGCCAUAAAAGUUAACUACGGCGAGAGAUAAGCUAGUUUCUUUCUACGACAACAAGAAACGCGUUUGAGUUUGUAAUGCACAACAUUGUGAUAGGACACCAAUCUGUACUGACUGAAAAACAUGAACAAUCAUACUACAAUAUCUGUAAACUAUCAACCCACAUUUCAUGUUUUGUUUGUACACAGCUAGCCAUACAGCAUAUGCUGUCUGUUAUGAUACACACUAAGGCUGAAACGACGCGUCGACAUAGUCGACGUCAUCGGUUACGUAAAUACGUCGACGUCAUUUUUGUGCGUCGACGCGUCGCAUAUUUACGUCACACCACUGUCAUGGCGGAGCGCAGAGCAAACGAUGCGAGCGAGGGGAUAAAAACACGCCAAAAGUCGUCAAAAGUGUGGGAGUAUUUUAAUAAACGGCCUAAUAAUGUUGUUUUAUGCACACUGUGUCGAGCGGAAAUGGCGUAUCACAGCAGCACAACGGCUAUGAACGAGCAUCUAGAAAGAAAACAUCCGACAGCGUUCUUCCCAUCACCAUCAACGAGUCAAUCAUCCGCCAAACGACAAAGCAGUGUCCAGGAUUUUUUUCCAAAGAGGCAUGGGACUGAAUGCACACCCCAAGUGGCCGCUGACCUGACUGAUGGUGUCCUGGAAAUGAUGGUCAUAGACAUGAGGCCAUUAAAUAUGGUAGAAGGGGAAGGGUUUAAAAAAAAUGAUCAAACGGUUUCACUCUGGCUACACACUACCAUCAAGAACCCACUUCACUAAGCUUGUGGAGCAAAAAUACACAAAGAAAAUGAAUGAAGUCAAAGCAAUCCUGAAAAAUGUGAAAGGAAAACUGACACUCACAACUGAUGCAUGGACAAGUAUGGCCACUGAAGCUUACCUUGGUGUCACCAUUCACUUUGUUAAUGAUGAGUGGGAGCUUGCCUCAAUUAACUUGACAACAAUGCCCCUCAAUGAAAAGCACACUGCAGAAAACAUUGCCUCUUGGAUUGAGGAUGUUGUCAAUAAGUUUGAAAUAAACAUAAAACUAGUACAAGUCAUUGUACAUGACAAUGCUGCAAAUGUUGUUGCAGCUUUAAGAGUUCUUGAGGAAAGACAUGGUGUUUCAUCCCUCAGAUGUGUUGGCCAUACUCUACAGCUUGUAGUUAACCAUGCUCUAAAGGACAACCACAUCAGCAGAGCUUUAGGAGCAGCAAGAAGUUUGGUCGAGCACUUCAGAAAAAGUGAGCUAUCCAGUACAAAACUAAAGGUUAAGCAAAAACAAAUGGGUUCUCCAGACCACAGCCUCAUACAAGAUGUGUCUGUGAGAUGGAACAGUUCCUUUUACAUGAUUAGUCGCCUGCUUGAGCAGAGGUGGCCAAUAACAGCAACUCUGUCAGAUCCGGAGGUCACUCAAAGAGGGAAGCAUUUUCUGGAUCUUAAGGCUGACCAGUGGAGCUUGCUUGAAGAACUUGAACAAGUUCUGAAACCUUUUGAAUGUGCAACUGUGUACCUGAGUGGAGAAUCUUAUGUAACCGUUUCCGCUGUCCCUCUGCUGGUCAAAGGGCUUUGGAAGGCUACACAAACUGCUUUUGAAAAUGCAUCAAUCAAGUGUUUCCAGGUCACUGCUGCACGUGAGAUAACAUCCAGGUGGGAAGCCGAGACCACAUUCAAAGAUGAUGGACCAAAUGUGUGCAUAUUAGCAGCUGCACUUGACCCACGAUUCAGGAAGCUGAAAUUCCUGACUGCAGAUGAGUGUUUAAAAGUUCAAUACAAGCUGCAUGCAAUAGUUCUGGAGGAGAAAAGAAGAGAAAAGGAGACACACGCUCAACAGGGCACAGCAAUGCAAGUGGAAAGACCAGAUGCUGACAGGCGGCCUGUAUCUUUACUAGACACACUUCUUGGCUCAGAUUCAGAUGAACUCAGCAACAAUGAGGAAGACAACAAUGACAGUAAUGAUGCUGAAAUGGUCAGAAACGAGUUAGUGUCUUAUUUUGGAAAAUCCCCCAUUUCCAAGGAUGAAAACCCAUUAAAAUGGUGGAAAGAACAUCAGGCAAGGUUUCCAAAUCUGGCAAUGCUGGCUCGGUCUUACCUCUCAGUUCCAGCCACAUCGACCCCUUCUGAGCGCCUAUUUUCAGCUGCUGGGAAUAUUGUAAACAAGAAAAGAACCAGCCUCACCCCAGAGCAUGUAGACAUGCUAACCUUUCUUCAUUACAACUGUUAGUCACUCACUGGAAUGAGUAGAAUUGGUUAUAGUGUACUGUGUUGGACUGGAUGUUUAUUUUGCACAUUUUAAAAGCAAUACUUAAUGUUUACAGUGCUCCAGAAUAUUUAGAUUGGCACAAAUGUUUACAGUGUUACAGAAUGUUUUGCCAUGUUUUCAAUGUUGACUGAGUGGCCAUACUUUUUUUUUUUUUGUAAAUAAAAGC
Messenger RNA from Nerophis lumbriciformis (worm pipefish), 3123 nucleotides. RefSeq names its product E3 SUMO-protein ligase ZBED1-like. Gene Ontology annotation, molecular function: protein dimerization activity. NCBI's taxonomy places the organism in Eukaryota, Metazoa, Chordata, Actinopteri, Syngnathiformes, Syngnathidae. The record is from RefSeq and is a predicted model, not a curated record.